AUGAUGCUGAUCGAAUGCAUUAUUGUAGGCGGAAACACAUUAUUUAAAUCGGCAACUUCUCAAGAGAUAAAUUCAUACGUUUUCACCACUUAUGUCUUCCUUGUCGGCUUCCUUUUCCUCUUGCCUUGUCCAUUCAUCGUCCGCAGAAAAUCAAGCAUCCCGCCACUGAAGUUCGCCAUUGUUGCCAAGCUUUUCCUUCUUAGCUUGAUUGGAUACAUGUCUCAGAUAUUUGGAUAUGUUGGUAUCAAGUACAGUUCUCCAACACUUUCUUCAGUUAUGAGCAAUCUGGCACCUGCUUUCACCUUCAUUCUUGCAUUCUUCUUCAGGGUGGAACAACUGAAUUUGCGAAGCUAUAGCAGCCAAGCAAAAAUUGUGGGAACUGUAGUGUCAAUAUCUGGUGCACUGGUAGCAACACUGUAUAAUGGCCCAUCAGUUACCAUGUUAUCUGAUUCAUCAAGCUUAUAUUGGAUUAUUGGUGGAAUUUUACUUGCAAGUCAAAAUUUCCUACUUUCAUUUGUUUUGGUUUCUCAGGCACAAAUCAUGAUCCUGUAUCCAGUGGAACUAAUGGUUGUUUUCAUCUUUGGGUUAAGUGGAAUGAUUGUAGCAGCCUUUGCAGGGUUGAUUAUGGUGAGAGAUUUGGAUGCAUGGAAACUAAAACCUGAUAAGAUGCUGGCUUCUAUAAUUUACAUGGGGAUCUCUACUGGAUUUUUAAGUGGUUUGAUUCAAGUAUGGGCUUUGAGAUUGAAAGGACCUGUGUAUGUAGCCAUGUUCAAGCCAUUGUCGAUUGUGAUUGCAGUUGCUAUGGGUGUCAUAUUCCUUGGUGAUUCACUCCAUCUCGGAAGUGUUGUUGGGGGCCUAAUUAUAUCAUUAGGGUUCUAUGCUGUUCUAUGGGGAAAAGCAAAAGAAGAUGGUGGUGUUCAUUACAAUGAAGCAUCAUCAUCUCCCCAAACCAGCCCUCUGCUGCAAGAACAUGCUCUCGAAGAGGGGAAAUAA
Lactuca virosa is the source of this 993-nucleotide messenger RNA. The record is from the annotation of a GenBank genome assembly. NCBI's taxonomy places the organism in Eukaryota, Viridiplantae, Streptophyta, Magnoliopsida, Asterales, Asteraceae.